Messenger RNA from Cheilinus undulatus (humphead wrasse), 4629 nucleotides. Its product is annotated as sodium bicarbonate cotransporter 3-like. NCBI's taxonomy places the organism in Eukaryota, Metazoa, Chordata, Actinopteri, Labriformes, Labridae. Bases 205 to 3597 code for a protein of 1130 amino acids. Gene Ontology annotation, biological process: monoatomic anion transport; transmembrane transport; regulation of intracellular pH. The transcript has 25 exons. Gene Ontology annotation, molecular function: sodium:bicarbonate symporter activity; monoatomic anion transmembrane transporter activity; solute:inorganic anion antiporter activity. Gene Ontology annotation, cellular component: basolateral plasma membrane; apical plasma membrane; plasma membrane. The record is from RefSeq and is a predicted model, not a curated record.
GCCGAGUCUCUGCUGUAUUUACAUUUGAACUUGGACGAGUUGCAGAUCCACGCCGCUGGUCGUCGGCCCUGGGUCUGUGUCACAGCUGCUGGAUUUACAGGCUGAGAGGAGGAGGAGGACGCUGCCUGAGGCUGUUCUCUCGUUUUGGGCGUUUUUGUCUCCAGCUGGAGUUAUUUUAACUCGAGUGUUUUGGAAAACGCAGCAAUGGGAGACUUUUGGGGAGGAAUAGCCAGUCAGAGAGUAGCCAGAGCCAUGUCGCUGGGCAACGAUGAGGAGGCGGUCCUGGACCGGGGGAAGACCAGCUCCACCCUCCACACAAACUUUGAGAAGGAAGAACUGGAGAGUCACAGAGCGGUGUACGUCGGUGUUCACGUUCCUCUGGGCCGUCAGAGUCGAAGGCGUCACCGCCACCGAGGACACCGACAUCACCGGAAACGGCGGGACCGCUCAGACCGGGAGGACGGACGAGAGUCGCCAACAUACGACACGCCGUCUCAGAGAGUCCAGUUCAUCCUGGGGACGGAGGACGGAGACGAGGAGCACAUGCCCCACGACCUGUUCACCGAGCUGGACGAGCUCGCCUUCAGAGACGGAGACUUCCAGGAGUGGAAGGAGACCGCCAGGUGGCUGAAGUUCGAGGAGGACGUGGAGGACGGAGGUGAGCGCUGGAGUAAACCAUACGUGGCCACGCUGUCCCUCCACAGCCUGUUUGAGCUGCGUUCGUGUAUCCUGAACGGCACUGUGCUGCUUGACAUGAGAGCCAACACCAUCGAGGAGAUCGCAGACAUGGUGAUCGACAGCAUGCUGGCGACGGGUCAGCUGGAGGAGGGCGUUCGAGAGAAGGUGAGAGAGGCCAUGUUGAGGCGCCACCAUCAUCAGAACGAGAAGAAGCUGAGCAACAGAAUCCCUCUGGUCCGAUCGUUCGCUGACAUAGGCAAGAAACACUCGGACCCUCACUUACUGGAGCGAAACGGUCUGCUGGCGUCGCCUCAGUCGGCUCCAGGAAACCUCGACAACAGCAAGAACAGCGAGAGCCGCAUCAACGGAGGAAACGGGGGCAGCAGAGAGAACAGCACGGUGGACUUCAGUAGGGUGGAUAUGAACUUCAUGAAGAAGAUCCCUCCUGGUGCAGAAGCCUCCAACGUUCUGGUCGGUGAGGUCGACUUCCUGGAGCGGCCGAUCAUCGCCUUCGUACGUCUGUCCCCCGCCAUGCUGCUGACCGGCCUCACGGAGGUCCCCGUACCCACCAGGUUCCUCUUCCUGCUGCUCGGCCCGUUUGGUAAAGGUCCUCAGUACCACGAGAUCGGACGCUCCAUGGCCACUCUGAUGACGGACGAGAUUUUUCACGAUGUCGCCUACAAAGCCAAGGACAGGAACGACCUGCUGUCGGGGAUCGACGAGUUCCUGGAUCAGGUCACCGUGCUUCCUCCGGGUGAGUGGGACCCCAGCAUCCGCAUCGAACCCCCAAAGAGUGUCCCAUCUCAGGAGAAAAGAAAGAUGCCGUCUGUCCCCAAUGGCUCCGCCCACGGCUGUGACACGGUGAAGGAGGCGGAGCAUCACACAGGGCCGGAGCUGCAGAGGACAGGGAGGAUCUUUGGCGGUCUGGUGAACGACGUCCGGAGGAAAGCUCCGUUCUACUGGAGCGACAUCAGAGACGCUCUCAGCCUGCAGUGUUUGGCGUCCGUCCUCUUCCUGUACUGUGCCUGCAUGUCGCCCGUCAUCACGUUUGGAGGGCUGCUGGGAGAGGCGACCAAAGGAAACAUAAGCGCCAUAGAGUCUCUGUUCGGGGCGUCUCUCACCGGCGUGGCCUACUCCCUCUUUGCCGGUCAGCCUCUCACCAUCCUUGGUAGCACGGGUCCGGUCCUGGUCUUUGAGAAGAUCCUCUUCAAGUUCUGCAAUGACUAUGGCCUGUCCUACCUGUCCCUAAGGACCAGUAUCGGUCUUUGGACCGCCUUCCUCUGCAUCCUUCUAGUGGCCACAGACGCCAGCUCUCUGGUCUGCUACAUCACCCGCUUCACCGAGGAGGCCUUCGCCGCCCUCAUCUGCAUCAUCUUCAUCUACGAGGCGCUGGAGAAGCUGGUGCACCUGGGGGAGGUUUACCCCAUCAACAUGAACAACCAGCUGGACAACCUCACCUUCUACAGGUGUCAGUGCUCUCCUCCCACCAACGCCUCGGCUGAGAUCCAGAAGAUCUGGAGCAAAAGAAACCUGAACUUUGAAAGCAUUGAGUGGGAGCUGCUCAAUGUAGAGGACUGUAAGGAACUGCGUGGGGUGUUUGUGGGCUCGGCCUGCAGCCACAACGGUCCCUACGUCCCCGACGUCCUCUUCUGGUCCGUCAUCCUCUUCUUCACCACCUUCUUCCUCUCCUCCUUCCUCAAACAGUUCAAGACGAAGAGAUACUUCCCCACCAAGGUUCGCUCUACCAUCAGCGACUUUGCUGUGUUCCUGACCAUCAUGAUCAUGGUGUUGGUGGAUUAUCUGGUCGGAGUUCCUUCACCUAAACUCAACGUCCCGGACCGCUUCGAGCCCACAUCCAGCAACCGUGGUUGGCUGAUCUCCCCUCUCGGUCCGAACCCCUGGUGGACGCUGCUGGCGGCCGCCGUCCCCGCACUGCUCUGCACCAUCCUCAUCUUCAUGGACCAGCAGAUCACCGCCGUCAUCGUCAACAGGAAGGAGAACAAACUGAAGAAAGGCUGCGGCUAUCACCUGGACCUGCUGGUGGUGGCGGUGAUGCUGGGCUUGUGCUCCAUCAUGGGUCUGCCGUGGUUCGUGGCGGCGACCGUGCUCUCCAUUUCUCACGUUAACAGUCUGAAGCUGGAGUCGGAGUGUGCGGCGCCAGGCGAGCAGCCGAAGUUCCUCGGUAUCAGAGAGCAGAGAGUGACGGGCUUCAUGAUCUUCGUCCUGAUGGGCUGCUCCGUCUUCAUGACCUCGGCCCUCAAGUUCAUCCCAAUGCCAGUCCUGUAUGGAGUCUUCCUCUACAUGGGCGCGUCCUCGCUCAAAGGAAUUCAGCUCUUCGACCGGAUCAAACUGUUCGGUAUGCCAGCCAAACACCAGCCCGACCUGAUCUACCUGCGCUACGUCCCUCUGUGGAAGGUCCACAUCUUCACCGUGGUCCAGCUGAGCUGUCUCAUCAUCCUCUGGGCCAUCAAGACCUCAGCCGCUGCCGUCAUCUUCCCCAUGAUGGUUCUUGCUCUGGUGUUCAUCCGGAAGCUUCUGGAUUUCUGCUUCACGAAGAGAGAGCUGAGCUGGCUGGACGACCUGAUACCAGAGAGCAAGAAGAAGAAAGAAGAUGACAAGAAGAAGAAAGAGAAGGAGGACGCUGAGAGGAUGCUGGAGGAGGCGGAGGAUGACCAGCCGUACCACGGAGGAAACCUCAUGAACUACCCGAUCAAAAGCAUGAAGGGCCGAGUGGACCCCUCAGAGGUGAACAUCUCUGAUGAAAUGGCCAAAAGCGGCAUUUGGAAGUCGGUGGCGAUGAACUCAGACAGCAGCAAAGCUCUGAAACGCAGCCACAGCUCUCAGAAACUGCAGAGUAUCGAGAUAAACGUGGAGAACGAGGACGGCCAGAAAGUCGUGGAUGCUGAGACGUCGUUAUGAUGCACCACUGCCCUUCACCACAAGGUGGCGCCAUUUGAAGAAGAAGAGGGUGACGCUGCUGAGAUUCUCUCAUCCUUCAUCUUCUCUGCACGGAGGUGAACGCUCACAGGAGGACAAAUCAGGCUUCACCUCGCCGUGUCGUUUCCUCAGGCGGAGGUGAACAUUUUAUUUCCUCAUCGUUUUAUGAUGAAACACGGAAACUCAGCCACUCAGAGCCAAAAUGGCCGCCACUGUUGGAAACAACUUCCUCAGGUCUCUUUGAUUACUUUAUAAUCAGGUGGUCUGCUGCUGCGCUGUGAUUGGCUGCCGGAAAAUUAAACUAAAGCACAGACUUGAUGGAUUUUUCAAAACAACACAAGAAGUUAAAAUUUUAUGUUUUAAAUGUUUCUGCUUUCAUGAAGCACAGAGUUUUUAUUUAAUCUGUCAUGCUGAUUUAAUUUUAUAUGUAUCUGUAGAUUCGUCUUGAUGGAUGUCUGUGGAUUUGUCUGGAUGGAUGUCUGUGAAUUUGUCUGGAUGGAUGUCUGUGGCUUUAUCUGGAUGGAUGUCUGUGGAUUCGUCUGGAUGGAUGUCUGUGGAUUUGUCUGAAUGGAUAUCUGUGGAUUUGUCUGGAUGUCUGUGGAUUUAUGUGGAUGGAUGUCUGUGGAUCUGUCUGGAUGUCUGUGAAUUUGUCACGAUGUCUUUGGAUUUCUCUGGAUGUCUGUGGAUUCGUCUGGAUUGUUGUCUGUGGAUUUGUCUGGAUGGAUGUCUGUGGAUUUAUCUGGAUGUCUGUGGAUUUAUCUGGAUGUCUGUGGAUUUGUCUGGAUGUCCGUCUGGAUAUCUGUGGAUCUGCCUGGAUGUCUGUGGAUUUGUCUGGAUGUCUGUGGAUUUGUCUGGAUUUCUGUCUGGAUAUCUGUGGAUCUGCCUGGAUGUCUGUGGAUUUGUCUGGAUGUCUGUGGAUCUGCCUGGAUGUCUGUGGAUUUGUCUGGAUGUCUGUGGAUUUGUCUGGAUGGAUGUCUGUGGAUUUGUCUGGAUAUCUGUGGAUCUGUCUGGAUG